Messenger RNA from Panonychus citri (citrus red mite), 3476 nucleotides. RefSeq names its product integrator complex subunit 6-A-like. Gene Ontology annotation, biological process: snRNA 3'-end processing. Bases 112 to 3144 code for a protein of 1010 amino acids. NCBI's taxonomy places the organism in Eukaryota, Metazoa, Arthropoda, Arachnida, Trombidiformes, Tetranychidae. Gene Ontology annotation, cellular component: integrator complex. The transcript has 4 exons. The record is from RefSeq and is a predicted model, not a curated record.
UAAAGAGAGACAGAGAGAGUGAAUGUUUGAGUGUGUAAGUGUGUGUUUAUGAUGAAUAUUAUUAAUUUUAAUUUGUUAAACUGAUUAGUUAAUUGAGCUAAUUUACCGAAGAUGACCAUUAUAGUCUUCUUGAUAGAUACCAGUGCCUCCAUGAACCAGCGGACUUACAUGGGCGCCAGGCCAACCCUUUUAGAUGUCGCAAAGGAUAGUGUUGAGAAAUUUCUUAAGAUCCGACAAAGAGACGCUGCCAGUCGUCAAGAUCGAUACAUGUUACUAACAUUCGAUGAGUAUCCAUGUAAUAUUAAGGCUGGUUGGAAGGAGAAUCAUAAUGUUUUCAUGAAUGAAUUAAAAAACUUGACGGCAAGUGGAAUGACUUUAUUAGGACCUGCUAUUAAAAACUGUUUCGAUUUGUUAAAUUUAAACCGUAUGCAAACUGGUAUUGAUACGUAUGGUCAAGGGCGAUCUCCUUUUUUUCUUGAGUCUUCUAUCAUUAUCGCCAUUACUGACGGUGGAAAGUUAACCAGUGGAGCUGGUGUUCAGGAGGAAUUAAAUCUCCCCAUGAACUGUAACAUGCCAGGAGCAGAGCUUACCAAGGAACCAUUUAGAUGGGAUCAGCGUUUAUAUGCAUUAGUCCUUAGGUUAACUGGUACUCCGCCGACAGAUCAUUUAUCCAAUGGACCUCCAGGAAUGGUUCCAAGUGAUCACUCUUCGAUUGAUGCGAUGUGUGAAGUUACUGGCGGUCGAUCAUAUUCAAUAUCAUCUCAAAGAUCUUUAAUGCAGUGUCUUGAAUCGGUUGUACAAAAAAUUCAAGGAGGUGUAGUUAUUCAAUUCGAAAAGUUUGGUCCCGAUCCGCCGCCCAUUAAUCAGGACGAUAAUAGUGAUGAAACAAGUCAAGAGUUAUCCAAAAUGAAAGAAUCGGCUGUUACAAAUGAAUUAAUUGGAAAUUUUAAAAACUCAAACUCUAACAAUCAAGUUUUUAAUUCAUCCAAUAACUCAACAAGCUCACAAGCAACAAAUAAAUCUCCAUGGCAUUCCACUCGUAAGCUCAUUUAUGUCCACAGAUCAGCUCAAAGAGGUUAUUCUACAGGUUUCUGGCCUAUACCCGAAUCGUUUUGGCCUGAUCUCAAUGCGCCUUCCCUUCCUCCUCGAAGUUGUCAUCCCGUUAUCAAGUUUACCUGUUCCUCAAGUGACCCAAUGGUGAUAGAUAAUUUACCUUUUGACAAAUAUGAACUGGAAACAAGCCCAUUGACUCAGUACAUUUUAUCUAGGAAACAACCACAUUCAGCUUGGCAAUGUUUUGUACCCAAUAGUCAUAAAAGUAGCGAUCAUCCUUUAGGUCAUCCUUUUGGUUAUCUUAAGGCCAGUACCAAUCUGAGCUGUGUUAAUCUAUUUGUUUUACCUUAUAAUUAUCCCGUCAUCUUACCGUUACUCGAUGAACUGUUUAAGAUACACCAUGUUAAGCCAACCCGAGAGUGGAAAUCACAGUUUGAAGCUUACUUAAAAAAUAUUCCUCUCUAUUAUGCUGGCCCUUUAAAACGGGCCUUACAAAAGAUGGGAGGCCCAAAUCUAGUUCCAGAUAAUAUGGAGAAUUGUUUAAGUUAUUCUGUUCUAAAUCUACUGAAAAGAUUGAAAAAUCAAGCAAAAGUUGAAUUUGAUAAACUGAUUGCCACCGUUGGAACAGGUAAACCAGUUACACCGACAACAAUUAAAGUGCCCAACAUUUCAUCAAAAAAGAUAUCAGAUAUCAUAAACUCUGAUCCAUGUUUAAAAAGUCGCAUGAACGGAUUACGUGUUGAAAUUAGCGAUUUUAAUACCUUCUCCAUGAGAAUAAGAGAUAAAACAAGAGAGGCUAAACCUCAGUGUUAUCGAAAUCCCUAUGAUAUCAAUAGACAUCAAAUAAUUGAUCAAAUCCACCGAAUGCGUAACAAUUUCCUCCAACCUUUAAGGUUAAUCAAAUUUCUCGACGAAGAUCAAAUGCACAGUUUACCCGUUAGUCAAAUGGGAAAUUACCAAGAGUAUUUAAAACGAAUGCCUAAUCCAUUAAGAGAAUUGGAAUCAGCACCAGUUCGUCAACAUAUGUUCGGUAAUCCAUUCAAAAUUGACAAAGGUCGAGCACUUGGAAUGAUCGAUGAAGCAGAUAUCGAUUUAGUUGGACAUUCAGGAAAUUCACCAGUUCGAUCUCCGAAAAGACCAAUCGAUUCACCAAAUAAACCGGGACCCGCUUCACCUCGUGUUAAACGAAGACCUGGACCAUUGUCUAAAGAACUCGCUGUUCAAUACAUGUCCAAUCAUAAAUCAUUUAGAUCUUUAUCAACUCCACCAAGUUCGCCUUUACCGUCACCACCUAAUUCACCGUCAUUGUCUUCUAAUGAUGUAUCUUUAUCAUCGGCAUCUUCAUCAUCAUCAACAACAACAUCCACAAUUCCAUCAUCACCUUCAUCUUCCUCCACAACAGUGACUCCGCCAAAUUCACCAUCAUCUUUAUCAUCAUCAGUACCAACAACUACCACAAUAAUACCAACAGUAACAACAACAGCUACAGCAACAACAACAACAACAACUACUACUACAACAACAACCAACACACCUAAUAGUAACAGUAUCAAUAACAAUAGUUGUAGCAAUAAUAAUAUCAACAAUCAAAUUGUUCAAAACUCAGAUCUUUCAGAAAAUGAAAUUGUAAAUAAUGUAGAUGAUGAUUUGAAAAUGCCUGAUCUUGAGCUGAUUGAAAUUAACUCGAGCAAUGAAACAACAAGUACCCAUAAUGAAACACCGGGUCGCCUGAAGAAUAGCAUUGAAAACACCAAAGAUAUUUCACUGAACAAUUCGAUCCAUAACAAUAAUCAUUCUGACAAUUUGUGUAAUGGUUUAUCAAACUCUUUAAAAAAUUCUCGACUCAACAAUUUCAAAUGGAAAAUGUCACCAGAACAAGUCGAACAAAAAAGAGAAGUUUUUCGUCUCGUUCGAAAACCUGGUAAAAAUUUCAAGCCAAUUUUAAGUCAACUAUCUAAUUGUAAUGGACCCUUCAGGGAUUACCUGGUUAAAGAAAUAAUCGCGGAAGCAACCAGAUUCAAAAGGAAAACCUUAGUUGAUGUUGUACAAAAAUACGUCACAGAAAAUAACGUUUCCACCAGAUUAAGAUGAUUGGAAGAUUGUGAGAACAUUUAAAUAUUGUAAAUCUGUUCAUGUCUACGGUGGAAAGAAAAAAGAUUAACACAAAAAAUUUAUGUACCAAAAAAGGAUUACGACAAUUUGGUCAAUACUUUUACAAAACAUGAAUUGAGAGAUACCAAGGAAUUUUCUUUUUUUUUCCUGAAUUUCCAUGAAUUUAAUCAUGAUGAAAAAUCUCUCAAAAUUCUGUAUAUAUAUAAAUAUAAUAUACAAAAUCUAAUCAAAUUCAUUUUCUCAUAUCAACGAUCGGAUUCAUUUCAUUUGAAGGCAAAAAGAAAAAGAAAAUAAAAAGUCAUUUGUUUAAA